This is a messenger RNA of Geodia barretti, 3644 nucleotides long. NCBI's taxonomy places the organism in Eukaryota, Metazoa, Porifera, Demospongiae, Tetractinellida, Geodiidae. The record is from the annotation of a GenBank genome assembly.
ACGUGACACGGAGAUAGUAUACGGAUUCCACGUGUAGCGUGAACGGAGCCGCGAUUUUGGCGGGUCAGUCGUGCGGUUGUAGAUAAAGUGGUUGAUAAGGAAAGAGGCGUUGUUGUUGUCUUGUUUGUUGUUGUCGAUAUCAUUCUCUGUGUGGUUGAAAACUAUGGUGGAUGCGUUGUCGACGGGCCUGCCAGUGGCGGCCGAGCAUCUGCAGGUUCUGCAGCGACUGAAGCAACUGACGGCGUGGCAACAGGCACAGCAAGAGAGGCUGAGGGCUCACCAGCAAGAACAGAUCGCCAAACUCCGCGGAAACGUCGACCCCGAGCCUUCCCGACUGCUAUCCGAGCUCCGUGGACCUCCACUGCGUGUUAGUCCAGGUCCACUGCCUGGAGAACAGGGCUGGGGUGGUCUCGUGGGAGAGAGGGAAGAUGUUGGGGAGGGAGUGAGGGAGGAGGAGCUGGUGAGGGGAGAAGGGGAGAGAGGGAGUGUGUGUGACAGUGGCUGGGGACUGGCGGACAUGACAGUGAGGAGGAGAGGAGCUCAGAGGUGGUGACUGCAGGGGAAGACAGACCCAUUCAACCUGGAGUUGGCAAAGGGGACACGUUUGAGGAUAUGCUGGAGAGAAAGCUGAGACUUCACUCUGAACAGCAGGUAUAUACUGUGUAGGGUAGGUGGGGUAAAGGAAGUGAUUGUACUGUACAUGCUGUGGUAAUCUUUAAUUAUCUCCACCUGUAGAGUGAGACAUCUCCUGGGCGGAGUCUCCACAACAAGCCACGCCUAUUCCUGAGACGAAGGGAGGGGUUGACUAGAUAUGGUAGAGGUCAGAGUUCACCGAUGAGACCAGUCAAAUCGGUUGUGAAAGCGAGGAAGUCAUCGGGGAAGACCCGUCCAGUGAUCCCUCCCUCCUCUGUCAGACCAGGUCCCACAGACCCGGGGAGUCGUCAUCCUCUUGGCAGUCGGUUCUCUAGUGACGAGUCGUUCAUCAUACGAGGCUCUCAGAGAGUCCAGCAAGAAGAAGCAGAGCUGGUGGAGUUUGAGGAACUGGAGAAGGCAGCGUUUGACACGUCCUGCUUCUCCCAAUGUUCUCUGGUGACGACCCUGGUGGGCGGGGAAAGGGGCAGAGUUUCCAGUGAGGAGAAAGAGGAGGGAGAGGAGGAAGAUUUGGACAAAACACUCACUCCCUCCCAGACGAAAGUGGGGGACGAUAGAGAGCAGGAAGCAGAAGGAGAGAGGGGAGGGAAAGAGGGAGUGAAGUCACUGGUGGAGCUGGAGCAACAGAAGUCUCUGGCAGCUGGUCUGGUGUUCAGUGACGACGAGGAGUGGGAGAGUUUCAGCCACACCCCCACCCUCCCGAGAGAAGAAGAGGAGGGGAGCUGUCCUCCCUCCCCCUGGACUUCUCCAGGAAGACAACAGUGUGCCUCCAGCAGCACUCCUCUCCCCCUCUCCCCUCCCCACCCCCUCACUCCUCCCCACCACCUCAACUGCCUGUCUCCCAACACUCUGAGGACGAAAUCGACCACAGCUGUGAAACCACACCCCCUCCAUCUGAAGCCACACCCCCUCGCUCCACUCUUACAACUCGUCUCUUCCCUCGCACUCAGACAAGACAAGAAGCAGCACAAGUCGCAACCUGUUGUGGGAAGACCACGCCCCCUGAAGCCACACACCCCUCGUUACCCUAGGGAGGCAGAGGUGAAGGAGAGACUGAAUCAACUGGAGACGGAAAUAGAGCGGUUUCGAAGUCUCAACUCGAGACUGGAGCAACAGACACGGGAAAAAGAGGAGAGUCUGAGUCACCUGAGGAGAGAGCUGUCAGAGUUCCAGGAACAGAUGAAGAGAGAGACGGAGCAGUUUGAGAACUACAAGAGACAGGAGACCAAGAAACUGAGGAGAGAGAGGAGAGUGUUUGAGACGUAUGUCCAGGAGACUAGGGCUGGGCAAGAGAGGAGAGACAGAGAGGAAAUCGAGGGUCUCAAAUCAGAGGUCCAGCGGCUGGAGGAAGAGAUGAGGGAGAGAGAGGAGAGGUGGAGGGCGGCACUGGCCAGGCAGAGAACGAGGGCGGAGUCUCUGGAGGCCCAGAACAGGGAGCUGCAGUCUGACCUACGGAUGAUGGAGAGAGAGAGACUCGUCUGGUGGCAGGAACAGUUAGAGAGGAAAGGGCAGAGCCCCCCACCCCCUCCUCCAUCCAGCAACCCUCCACUCGUUCAGCCUCCUACCUCCAGCUCACUCCCUGCCAGAGAGAGAGGUGUGAAGAGAGGCAGUGGCAGGCCAGACAGAAGACCUCCCAGAAGAGACAAGAGGGGAACAAGUCCUCCGCAGGGAUCUCGAGUUACCACCAGUGAGGCUGGCAACGUCGGAGCUGGAAGAAUUGAUUCUAAGACCAGUGGAGCCAAAAGAGAUGUAGCUGGAGACUGUGGCACUGGUACAAAUGGAGUUGGAAACAACGGAACUAAGGCUGGAAGCAGCGAGAAUGGUUCUAUGGGCAGUGGAGCUCUGUCUAAGACCAGUAAAGAUAGUACAAGUGGAGCUAAAAGUGUAUCUGGUGAGGGAAGAGUGGAGGAUACGACCUGUGAUAUUGUGGACGUGAUUUCUCGCGACCUUUCCCCUCCUUGGAGUGACAGCGAGACCGGCGGCUCCGACGUGUCUGCUCUGGCAGAUGACAUCGUGGACUGUGUCGUUGGGCCUCGUGUGAGUGGGUGGAGUCAAAGGGCGGGGCUAGAGAAAGGUCAGAGUCCACCACCAGAGAAGGAACUGAAGAGUGGUAAAAGUGUGAGGUUUGCUCUUGAGCUAAGAGAGAAGGAGGAAGAGGAGAGAGAGGGAAGAGAGAGGGAGGAGGAGGUGGAGGUGCAAGAAGAUGGGUCGAGGAUUGUGGUGUGUGCCAAUGGUACCAGGAAAGUGGUGAGCAGUGAUGGCAGGUCAGUGAGUCUCACCUUCACCAACGGAGACACAAAACACAUCAAACCUGACGGAACAGUGGUGUACUGCUACAGCCAGUCCCAGACCGCUCACAUCACUCAUCCUGAUGGUCUGGAGGAGAUACAUUUCCCCAAUCACCAGUCAGAGAAGGUGUAUCCAGACGGAAGAAGAGAGGUUAGGUUUCCAGACGGCACUGUGAAGACAGUCCAACCAAGUGGAGAGGAAGAGAGCUUGUUUUCUGACGGUACCGUCCAGAGACAGCUGGUGGACGGGAGCCGGGAGAUACACUAUCCUAAUGGACAGAGGGAGACACACACACAGGAUUUCAAGAGGAGGGAGUAUCCAGAUGGGACAGUGAAGACGGUGUUUCCAGACGGCAGACAAGAGACCAGUUAUGCCUCAGGGAGACUAAGAGUUAAGGACAGCAGAGGACAUGUACUAGUGGACUCUUGGCAGCAACAGAACCUGAUCUCCUAGCACUUCUCAUACUGUCUGUUGGCCUCAUGUGUUGCCUGUGUCUUGUACAUAAUUGUGAAUGUAUGGCUGUAAUGGUUCAUGGUAGUGAGCUAAGUGUUCCAUUGACAAUGUAUGGCAGUUUCAUUGAUUCCACUUAGCAACAUUCAUUUUCAUUAUAGUGGUGGUAAUUGGAGAGUGAAUCAACACACAAUAAGAUGUGAAAGUUUCAGUUAGUUUAUUAUAAUAUUAUGACAAUCAACACCAGUUCUCUC